AUGCUGUCUCAAAAGUCUCAAACCCUCUUUAUCUCAUCCUUGCUUGUAUCUGUCCUCAUAGGCGUUUCGAGCGCAUUAGGAAUUAACGAGACUACUUCUUCUGCAAGAACUCCACCCAAAGCCUAUUUGGACCCUAUCGUAGAGAACAAACUUGUUCGCCAAUCAUGUCUUCCUGUGAAUGGUACCGAUACACUUGAUUGCAGCUUUUACUUUGACGCCAAAAAGCACUCGCUUUUGUAUGAUCCAUCAAACUGUUUGGUAUUUGGCUAUUACAGAUAUCCUCCGCUCUCCUCCCAACGUAAUGGCUCUUGCCAACUGAAAUUCCCUGCCAACGCUUGUAUACAAAGUGAUCUGUCCUGGCUUUCGGUAUGCUUUGAGGUUUAUUAUGCAGACACUCUUAGUUUGGAUCGUCGUAGCAAUUUUACUACGCCCAAGCCUCUAGUAGACAAUCUUAAAAUUGGCUCUUUUCAAACUUCUUCUGCUAAUUUCACAGAUGUAGCCGUUUUUCUCGCGGAAACUGAUGGAUUCACUGCUCCAGUUGGAUUCACUGACGUAUAA
Messenger RNA from Mucor velutinosus, 558 nucleotides. RefSeq names its product Vacuolar ATP synthase subunit C (gene VMA5). The coding region runs from base 1 to 558 and encodes 185 amino acids. Lineage: Eukaryota; Fungi; Mucoromycota; Mucoromycetes; Mucorales; Mucoraceae. The record is from RefSeq and is a predicted model, not a curated record. The transcript has 2 exons.